Messenger RNA from Prunus dulcis (almond), 923 nucleotides. RefSeq names its product adenylate kinase isoenzyme 6 homolog. Bases 258 to 776 code for a protein of 172 amino acids. Gene Ontology annotation, cellular component: cytoplasm; nucleus. NCBI's taxonomy places the organism in Eukaryota, Viridiplantae, Streptophyta, Magnoliopsida, Rosales, Rosaceae. The transcript is spliced from 3 exons. The record is from RefSeq and is a predicted model, not a curated record. Gene Ontology annotation, molecular function: ATP hydrolysis activity; AMP kinase activity; ATP binding.
UCUUGCCUUGGGCCUUGCCAGCUCUUGCCCGGGUUGGAUGUCAGCGCUGGAGCUGAUUUUGGGAGACCAGGGGAGGCUUUUGCCUGGGCUGGGCUCUUGGAAUCCAUUCAUCCAAAAGAAUCCUCUCCGAACCCAAUAUCUUCCUUUCCCUAGUCCCUCAUGUGCCCUCGGUUGCUCGUCUCCUGUCGGCGGUCAGGUACUGUUUUGGAGCAGCGACAUCGUCUAUCAGGCUCUGCCCUGAAGCAGAUUAGAGGGCCAUGGUGAGGAAGAGGCCAAACAUAUUGGUGACGGGCACACCAGGAACGGGGAAGACAACAACAUCGUCUGCCUUAGCAGAGGCAACACAGCUCCACCACAUCAACGUCGGUGAUUUGGUGAAGGCCAAGAAUCUCCAUGAUGGGUGGGAUGAUGAGCUAGACUGUUACAUCAUCAAUGAAGACCUGGUAUGCGAUGAGCUUGAGGAUUCCAUGGAAGAAGGAGGGAACAUUGUAGACUACCAUGGUUGCGAUUUCUUCCCUGAGAGAUGGUUUGAUCUUGUGGUUGUGCUCCAAACUGACAACACCGUCUUGUAUGACCGCUUGACUCGAAGAGGAUAUUCGGAGUCAAAGCUCUCCAACAAUAUUGAAUGUGAAAUAUUUCAAACUUUGCUUGAGGAGGCAAAAGAGAGCUACCCAGAAGAUAUCGUGCUUCCUUUAAAGAGUGAUAGCAUCCAAGACAUUUCGACUAAUCUUUCUACUUUGGCAGAAUGGGUCAGGAGGUGGCAACCUUCAACUUAGUUUCCGACUAAUCUUUCUACUUUGGCGGAAUGGAUCAAGCUUUUGUGAAUUUUUCGUGUACUAUUAUGACGACAUAUUUGUUUUCUGUCUCGUAUCAGUUUUACCAUUAUGUUUUGUCUCUCUCCUGAAUUGCUAUUGUUCAUUGAA